This is a messenger RNA of Stomoxys calcitrans (stable fly), 366 nucleotides long. RefSeq lists its product as uncharacterized. The transcript has a single exon. The record is from RefSeq and is a predicted model, not a curated record. The coding region runs from base 1 to 366 and encodes 121 amino acids. NCBI's taxonomy places the organism in Eukaryota, Metazoa, Arthropoda, Insecta, Diptera, Muscidae.
AUGGCAACAAAAAGUCUGAGACGCGAACGUUCCAUCUCAACAGCCCCUUCCACUUUGCCCACAGCCAUGACAUCAUCGACUGUCCAUCAUCAUUCCAUACCCUACACGAUAUUCAUGUACAAGGAAGAGUUACGAAAGGGUACCGCCGAAUUCAUGCGCUUGUCCAAGGUUAAAUUGCAUCUCACGGACACCCUAAUAACCAAAACGAUACAAAAUAUUAGCCAAUAUGAUGUGGCCGAGGUGAUAACUAUUGACCAGCAGAUGGUCUUCAAAAAGCGUCUCUUCUCCAAGAUGCACAAGAUAAGGAAAUUGGAAAAGAUGGGCCUCAAACACAUCGACCCCAAUCAAAUCAGCGAAGAUUUGUAG